AUGAAGACGUCGAGAUUUCUUUUGCUCUUCGGAGUACUGCUACUUAUGAUUCCAUUUUCGGAGCAGAUGAUUCAGUGUAGAUAUACAAAGAAUUUAACAAACAGAGCAGAUGGAGGCGACGAGCAUUGUCUCUUUUAUUAUCUACUCAAUCGUGAAUAUGAAGAAACGAGUAAUGUUAACUCAUUGAGUACGAUGCCACCGAAAACAGAUGAAAUGAAGAUUACAAUCGAAAACGUGAUUGUCAAAUAUGUCGAAUUGGUUAAAGGAUCCAGUUAUCAGUUCAAUGUCUUCGGUGAUAUUUAUUUGAACUGGAAAGAUGAGCGUCUGAAGUGGGACAAAAAGGGCGAAUUCGAGAAUUACGAUCAUCUUUUUAUUUUCAAUUCGAGUGCAAUCUGGAUACCUCAUAUUAUUGAUCACACACUGUGUUCUGACGGAGAAUGCAGUUCGUCAGUUGAUGACAUCGACGUCUAUGAUGACGGAACUGUGUAUGCGAGAAUUCAGUUCAGAUAUCUCGCCAGUUGUGCAGUUGACUACAAAAAAUUCCCCGAGGAAGACGACAGUUGUUGUAUCUUCUUCACAGCAUUCGAAACAAAUGUCGAACGAACCAAAUUUGAAAUUGAAGGAAAAUCGAAAGAAAAGUUGAACAGACCAGUUUAUUCUCAGAAAAUGUAUGAAAAAGAGGAGAAACUAAACGAGGUUGCACACGAACACUCUCCAUGGGUUGUUGUUGAGCGGACGCUGAGUGUCGCUCACCUCGGAGGAAUUGAGACUUUGGAAGUGUUGCAAGUCUGUAUAAAAGCAGAGAAACAGAUGAGUACAGUAAGAGUUGCACUCCUGUUUCCAGUUACUCUCGCUACGUAUGUUAUGCUGGCAUCUCCACUCUUCGGAGACCUCCGAACUCAAAUCUUUGUGAAACUUUUUACCCUUCAUAUCCAAACUAUUUGCUUUCUUUACCUCUGUACCAUCACUCCAUUAAAUGGAUUCUUGGGAGUUCGACCGAGAAUUUAUAUCUUCUACGAGUUGGUCUUCACAAUCAGUUUCAUGAGUAUUCUGGUUACCCUCGUCGUCAUGGCUCUCAGUCGUGUCAAACGGAACGUCCCCCCUUCUCAUCGUCUCUUCCUUUCUGCAAAACUGAUUAACCGCGUCGUCUGCUGCAUUGAGCCCGAAAGAUCCGAUGCCUAUCAUCGUUACGUCGAGGAAGAGAAUCCAGAGCAACGAGCUUCGAACGAGGUAAAUGAGUCUGUGAUUAGACGUGGUGCCGAGCUCGAUUACACUCAGGAUUGGCGUCAUAUAUACUUGGCACUCAACAACAUGUUCUCAGCUCUCAUGUUUUCCGUUUUCCUCUUCAUGACCUUCUUGGAGUUCUUCUAA
Molecule: messenger RNA, 1371 nt
Organism: Caenorhabditis remanei
Lineage: Eukaryota; Metazoa; Nematoda; Chromadorea; Rhabditida; Rhabditidae
Exons: 10
Coding region: 1-1371 (456 amino acids)
Biological process (GO): regulation of membrane potential; monoatomic ion transmembrane transport; nervous system process
Cellular component (GO): membrane; synapse; neuron projection
Molecular function (GO): neurotransmitter receptor activity; extracellular ligand-gated monoatomic ion channel activity; transmembrane signaling receptor activity
Source: RefSeq, a predicted model, not a curated record